Sorghum bicolor (sorghum) is the source of this 2058-nucleotide messenger RNA. RefSeq lists its product as uncharacterized. The transcript is spliced from 6 exons. Lineage: Eukaryota; Viridiplantae; Streptophyta; Magnoliopsida; Poales; Poaceae. Gene Ontology annotation, molecular function: ubiquitin protein ligase activity. Bases 226 to 1752 code for a protein of 508 amino acids. The record is from RefSeq and is a predicted model, not a curated record.
CCCACACACACCGGAUACGACCGCCUCCACCAACCGAUUCCGUCCAACUCCCCACCUCGUCACCACCACCGGCCUCGCUCGAGCGCGAGGCUUCUCUCCCCGCGCGGAUUCCGCCAGCUCCCGCGCCCGAUCGCGGACCCGUCCUGCUGAGGGAGAGGUGAUGAUAAAGGAUAUUUGCUGACCAAACGUGCAGUAGUUCUUCUUAAGGAAAUAGAAAUUGGCCUCAUGUCACAUAGAAAUAUGCUCUGGACACAUCAGUCCGUUAAUCCUGAAUGGGAGCAAGGACAUGUCCAAGUUCAACCAGGAAGUUCCUAUUAUGCAGGCACAAGUGAUUCAUCCAACCUGGGCAUGCAAGUUGCUGUUGGAAUUCCAGGAAAUACAGCUAAUGUUGGUAUAUGUGAUCUGCGGAAUCAUGAGCGCCCGCAUGUUCAUAAUUCAUACCCACAUGCCAGUGUUACAUCGAGAUUUGUCUUCCCAACUACUAUGUACAACCCUAGCAUGUCAGCAGCAGCUGUCAACAUAUAUAUUCCUCAGACUCAAAGCUUUGGACUGGGCAAUGUGCUAUCACCAUCUUUACAUAAUCAUGUUUCCACAGGAACUAUUGAUGAAAGUAGCAGCAGUGUCAAUUUUGGUGAUAGUGCUAUUGGAUUCAUGAAAAGGAAAAAUGCAGUAGUUGCUGGAAAUCAUCAUUUUCUUCAUGGAUUUGCUGGCUCAAGUUCAUCUGUUCAUGCGCCUCAGAAUCCUGUGCGCGGACCAUGGAAUGCUUCAUCUCAAUCAAAUUGUUUACCCGGUUAUGCUGCUUCAAACCUACCAGAAUACCACAAUAGCAAUGGGUGGCCAUUCUUAGAAGAAUCUUCUGCAGAUGCUUCAAAUUGUUUCAGUUCUGUGGCUGCUCGCCCAGAGUUGGUACCUCAUGGUAACUAUUUAUAUCCAUCUCACAUAAGCCAGUGCAAUACAUGGGUUCCACAGGCUGCAAGUCAUGGAGUGCCACAGUGGGGAUAUAGUAAUGCCAUGGUCAAUCCUCCAGGAACCGCAGACAUGCCGAAUGGAAAUAUUCAGGAUUACCAAACUGGUCAUUCUUCUAUUCAUGGGCCACUACCUCUUUUCUGCCAGAAUCCUUUGCAUAGUAUGCAAGCACAAGCACCUCAAAUACAAGUACCCCAUCAACAGUUCGUCGGUAACAAUGUGGUGCAUGGUUUAAAUCCUUCUGCCGUUGGCCAUCCUUUAGAUCCAAGAAUUCUGGCUCUCCCAUUUAAUGCUGAGCACACUUUUGGGCAUCCAAUGCAUCCACCUCUGAUAAACCAAGCUAACAAUGGGUCUUUAAGAAUUCUGCCAUAUCAGAACGCUACAGUGAUGGAUCAUUCAAGGAUUUAUGAAGCAGGACAUGUUAUUGAUGAACAUAGAGAUAUGCGUUUAGAUGUGGAUAACAUGACUUAUGAGGAGCUUGUAGCAUUGCAAGAGCAGAUAGGUGAUGUCAAUACUGGUUUGACAGAAAGCUAUAUCCAAGAAAACUUGAGGUCCACUUUUUAUGUUCCAGGAGCAGCUAGCAUCCCUGAUCAGUUUUCUGAGCUUUCUUUGGAGAAUGAUGCGUGCAUAAUAUGCCAGGAGGAGUAUGAAGCUAAAGAACUUAUAGGAACCCUUGGAUGCGGUCACAAGUACCAUGUGAAUUGCAUAAAGCAAUGGUUGAUGAUAAAAAAUUUGUGCCCCAUAUGCAAGACAACAGCUUUGUCAUCAGAUAGAAGGAAUGGAUGAUCGUCCCCGAUAACAUUAUUACCGCGUGGCAAAUCAGCGCGAUUUUGUAUAUAGACAUGGUUGCCUUUAUUUGCCGUCCCCUUUGCUGUGGACAUAAACUGAGCUUCGAAAAACUGUACAGAUAUUUUGUAGGAUAUUUUAGAUGUUAAAUGGCACCAUGGUGUGUAAAGCUCCCAUGAUUGCCUUGGUAGAUGCCCCCUUCAUUUACAUUGUACAUUGUAUUUAUCUUUACUCUUCAAAAAAAAGAAACCCGAAAACAGUAAGUUCUGUACAUUUUGCAAUUGAAAGAACCGAAAAUUGUCCUCA